Messenger RNA from Dreissena polymorpha, 1956 nucleotides. RefSeq lists its product as uncharacterized. The record is from RefSeq and is a predicted model, not a curated record. The transcript is spliced from 3 exons. NCBI's taxonomy places the organism in Eukaryota, Metazoa, Mollusca, Bivalvia, Myida, Dreissenidae. The coding region runs from base 163 to 1143 and encodes 326 amino acids.
UGGGUUUCCAUUUUGUACUUUUGGGUGGAAUUUUAAUGACAAAUUGUCUGAAAAUAUGUCGUUUCGCGAACGUUCCGAUGUGGAGGAUAUAAAAGGCUGUGAUUCGCGCGACGUAGAAAGCAGAGCUUAUACGAGCUGUAAGGUAAAAAGCGAGAAACAAACAUGGGUCGAGAUAACUUGUCUAUUGUGAGUUUAAACUCGGCAAGACGAGGAUUUGAGUCUCUCAAAGAAACACAUAGGACGCCUUAUCUCGAGAGAAUUCUUCAGAGCUCCACCCCAGACAUUUGCUUCCUUCCAGGCGACGACAAAGCUAUCGGUCCUAAUGCUGUUGUCGGUUACCAACAGUUCCCUGCGCCAUCCGGUGACGGCACUGUACUGCUAUACAACUACAAACGUAUGACGCUGAGACAACCCGAGGUGGACAUGUAUAAUGUCAUUCAGCCGCUUAAAGGGCUGGAUCCUUUGAAAUUGGUAUGUCCAAUAGUCGAGGUCUAUGCUCCCGGAGAGAAUCGAGUGGUGCGGGAGUUCUCUAUGAUUUCAUGGAAGUAUACGUUAUUUAAGAACUGCAGAGAAGAACCGACUUCUCUAGCAGAAAGCAUAAUACUUUUUGCACAGCGACUGGCGCAGAUGACGAAGAGGCCCUUGCUUAUUGGAGGUGAGAUGCCUUUCGAUCACGGAACCUUGCAGAAUAUCGUCAAAAAGAUCUCCCAUGACAAUCAGGAACAAUUUAUUAUGGACAUCAGUCCCGAAAUGAAAGAGGACGGCUACUUAACAAGUAACAUUAAGUCCUCGCAAUUGAGCCAGCGCCAUUUGUUUAUAAUGAAAGUGUACCGCUGCAGCACAAGUUUUACCAAACCGCAAGAGAUCGUCCAGACGUGGAACGCUGGACCUCCAAACGCCGACUGCUUCAUUGCAUCGAAGGCGCUUGAACUGACUGAGGCACAGUUGCUUGAUGUUGAGCCAGUGAUUGGAAGAAAGGUGGAGAUGAUAAAUAUUGCCAACACAGAUUGUCAGUCAAAUACAGAGACUGAAGUGAAGCAACCAACGCAUCGCACAAGCUGCUCAACAGCACAACAUGUGUAUCGCCCUACAUCCACAACAAUGACGGUUCAAGCCCGCCCACCAAAGCAUAGCAACGGUUAGUGAUGAAUAACCUUUGAACUGGUCGAGUUCAACAUGUUACAGUUUGGAAUGUCAUAUCAUCAGAAGUCAUAGCUUCAAAGAACAUGCACUACAUGAGGAAACGGUGAAGAUCAACAUCAUGUCGAGUGGUGCGGGUCAUUAAGAGUAUCAAUUUGAGCGAUCAGCUGAUCUGGGUGGCAGUUUCCUAGCAAAAUCGUAUGCUCGUGUGUCAACUGAGUGAUAUAUUAUUAUGUUUUUUAAUCAAUGCUUUUUUGGUUACAAUAUCAAGGUCAUUUGUAUGUUAUGAAAACUGAUAUCAAUAAAAGUGUAGAAGAUUUACAUAUAAUAAUUUAUUGACAUCACCUGAUAAAUAUUUAAGAACAUAUAUGUUUGAAAUUUUUAUGGUUUGAAUAAUGGGAAUGCACUUAAGUGUAUCUUUCGUGGACGAGAAAAUAUUGUAAAACUAGGGUGUAAUAUUCCAAAGGUUAACCGAGAGCAUAAACCAGGCUUGCAAUAGUUUAGCGAUACUCUUAAUAUUGCUAUUGAGUUGAUCAAAUAGUAAGGGGAUCAGGCAUUCAUGCCUGUAAUAUUUGUUCAUAUAGAUCGAGUAAUGUCGGCGUGUUCGAUAAAUCAUUUUCAUUUUUGUAAACGAAUAGAAUGUAAUUAAGGUUUGUAAGUCGUGAAUUUUCUUUAGCUAUCACAUUACAUGGAUAAGAGGUAUUGUCAACACCAAGUUUUACUCGUAUGUAAAUAACUUGAUAACAUUUUUACUGUUACAUACUUGCUAGCUAAUUUAUAUAAGAUUGUUAUAUUGGAAAAAAAUAUAUCAGAAAA